UGUGGAUUAUUUAUCAACUUUAUCUUGAUUUUACUGCAAAAUUAGCAUUUUCUGCUAUCUUGAAUUUACUUCAAGGAUAAAAAUUAGGUUAAGAGCAUAAAAGAGGUGAAGCAACUUUAUCUCAAGCUAUCCCAAAGCAUACAAAGAUUGUGACAGAAAAUAGCUCUUUCUAUACCUCAUAAAUUCACCACUAACCUGUUUCUUAACCAACUUACUCUUUACCAUUUCCUUACUUGAUAUAAGAAAAACAAUUUGAUUGAGGUCUUUGUGGUUUAGAUAUCGUUAUCAAUGGAAAAAGAAAUGGGUAUUUCAUUGGUUUCCUCUCCUUCUUCCUCUGAUGGAUACAACAUGGUGUUGAUGAUAGCUUGUCUAGUCUUGUCAUGGAUGUUUAUUUAUAGAUGGACCCAGAGGAACAAGAAAGGACCAAAAUCAUGGCCAAUUGUAGGUGCAGCAAUUGAGCAGCUUACAAACUAUGAUAGAAUGCAUGAUUGGCUUGUUGAAUACUUAUCUGAGUUGAGAACUGUAGUAGUCCCCAUGCCAUUCACAACAUACACUUACAUUGCUGAUCCUACUAAUGUUGAACAUGUUCUUAAGACCAACUUUGCCAAUUAUCCAAAGGGUGAGACAUACCAUUCAUAUAUGGAAGUGCUGCUUGGAGAUGGGAUUUUUAAUGUAGAUGGUGAUUUAUGGAGGAAACAAAGAAAGACUGCUAGUUUUGAGUUUGCAUCUAAGAAUUUGAGGGACUUCAGCACCACAGUUUUCAGAGAAUAUACCUUAAAGCUUUCAUCUAUUCUCAGUCAUGCAUCUUUUCACAAUAAAGAAAUAGAUAUGCAGGAGCUAUUCAUGAGAUUGACUUUGGAUUCCAUAUGCAAAGUUGGCUUUGGAGUUGAAAUAGGAACAUUGGCUCCUGAUCUACCAGAUAACUGUUUUGCUCAAGCUUUUGACACUGCAAACAUCAUUGUCACACUUCGGUUCAUUGAUCCAUUGUGGAAAGUAAAGAAAUUCCUCAAUGUGGGAUCAGAAGCUCUACUCGAAAAAAGCAUCAAAAUAAUUGAUGAUUUCACCUACUCUGUCAUUCAUAGAAGGAAGGCAGAAGUAGAAGAAGCUCGAAAGACCAGAAAUAAUAACAAGGUAAAGCAUGAUAUAUUAUCAAGGUUUAUUGAGUUAGGUGAAGACCCAGAUAACAAUUUGACAGACAAAAGUUUGAGAGAUAUUGUCCUCAAUUUUGUGAUUGCUGGCCGAGACACAACAGCAACAACUCUGUCAUGGGCGAUAUACAUGAUAAUGACAAAUAACCAUGUAGCUGAGAAUCUAUUCAUGGAGCUGAAAACUCUCGAGGAAGAGAGGGCAAAGGAAGAGAACGUUACAUUGCUUCAGAUUGAUUUGGAUGAUCCUGAAUCAUUCACUCAACGAUUAGUGCAAUAUGCAGAACUCUUGAUUUAUGAUUCAUUGGGAAAACUAUACUAUUUGCACGCAGUGAUAACUGAGACUCUUCGACUAUACCCAGCAGUCCCUCAGGACCCUAAGGGGAUUCUCGAGGAUGAUGUCUUGCCUGAUGGCACGAAAGUCAAAGCAGGAGGGAUGGUAACUUAUGUUCCCUAUUCAAUGGGUAGGAUGGAGUAUAACUGGGGACCUGAUGCAGCUUCAUUCAAGCCUGAGAGAUGGCUCAAAGAUGGAUUCUUCCAGAAUGCAUCUCCAUUCAAGUUCACUGCAUUUCAAGCUGGACCAAGGAUAUGCCUCGGAAAAGACUCUGCAUAUCUUCAGAUGAAGAUGACGUUGGCUAUACUCUGUAGAUUUUUCAAAUUUGAUUUAGUGUCGAAUCAUCCAGUGCAAUACAGGAUGAUGACAAUUCUAUCAAUGGCGCACGGCUUGAAGCUUAGAGUGACUAGGUGCUCAUAAGAUAGUUCUAGAUGCAUUUAUUUCCAACUUGUGUUAUAUCAACUGCAAGCAUUUUCAGGCUGUAUGGAGACAAUUGAAACAGUAAGUAAAUAAACUGUUCCAAUAUGCAAAGAA
Molecule: messenger RNA, 2013 nt
Organism: Ricinus communis (castor bean)
Lineage: Eukaryota; Viridiplantae; Streptophyta; Magnoliopsida; Malpighiales; Euphorbiaceae
Product: cytochrome P450 704B1
Exons: 6
Coding region: 289-1899 (536 amino acids)
Molecular function (GO): heme binding; iron ion binding; oxidoreductase activity, acting on paired donors, with incorporation or reduction of molecular oxygen
Source: RefSeq, a predicted model, not a curated record